CUGUGAUGUGGUCACUGGAUGACUGAGGCAGCAGGAAGCUCCGAGGUUUUGUCGUUGGGAGACAGAGGCGCCUGACGGAGACUCCACCCGGGGACUCCACCCGGGGACUCCACCCGGGGACUCCACCCGUCCUCCAGCACCGUCAGGAGAGAGACACCCACAGAUGCGAACGAUGUCUGACGAGACGGAACCGAGAAUGUGUGACGAGGACUUCGGCUCGGACGAGGAGGGCGAGGAGGCCGACGUGGAGUCGGAGCUGGAGGACAACAGCAGCGAGCUGCUGGACCGGCUCCGGGAACUGGAGGCCGAGAACUCAGCUCUGGUUCUGGCGAAUGAGAGUCAGCGGGAAGCGUACGAGCGAUGUCUGGACGAGGUGGCCAACCACGUGGUCCAGGCUCUGCUCAAUCAGAAGGAUCUGAGGGAGGAGUGCAUCAAGCUGAAGAUGUUGGUGUUUGACCUGGAGAGACAGAACCGAGCGCUGUGUGAGCUGUUCCAGCAGAAGCUUCCCAACCACCCGGCCGCUCACUACCAGGUGCACGCAGGCCCCCCCCCAGAAUACAAUGCACCGCCGCACAAUGACUCCUCCUCCAAACAGGCGGAGCCUGCACAGACCGAAGCACAAGCCAAGGGAAACGGUUACCGCACACAGCACGCCCCCCCCGGCCCUCGCGGUCCGGCCGCCGCCUCCAUGGAGGCCCUGUCGCCCUUCUUCAAGAAGAAAGCUCACAUCCUGGAGGUCCUGCGCAAGAUGGAGGAGAGCGACCCGCUGAAGUUCCACCCGGCCACGGCCAGCCUGUCCUUCUGCGACUACAGCCAGGUGCUGAUGACCACGGAGGCGGUCCUGGCCACCGCCGACCCGCUUCCCUUUCAGUGCAAAUCCCUCCACACGCACUGCCGCUGCUCCUGCUCCGACGCCGACGCACACCUGCACGUUAACGGUGACGGGGGGGUGAAGUGUGAGGGGGGGAACGCCGGCUGUUCGCACUGCAAGCGGAGCCCGGACACGCCCCCGAAGCCAUGCAACCACGUCUGUAGUCCCCCGAAAGCCGGCUCCGCCCCCCCGAGCCAUGCAGCUCCUGCAGCCGCUGCCGGUGAAUGUCACAGUAAAUCUGUUCCUCCGUCCAAGCUGUGUCCCAGGACUGAAGCCCACCCCCCACCGCCAGCGGGCGCCGCCCACCCGCCGGCCCCAGAGGUCGAUCAGACUGUGGAGGUGCCGGGAGCCGAGCCGGAGCAUGACUCAGCAGAGAGUUUCCCCCCCGCCCCGGAGGAGCUCACCGGGUUCUGCCCCUCGACCCACCCGCAAACUUCUGUGAAGGAAACCUCCCACUGUGACUCGGCGCUCAGCGAUGGCGUUCCCAACGGUUUGGCGCCGUCCUCCAUCAACAGCAACACGAAUGAAGACGCCACGGAUCCGGAGGCCUGCGCUGUGAGGGCCGGCGCCUCCAUCAGCCCCAGCGCCUCCUGCCUCAGCGACGUCAGAGCCGCCGCCAUCAACUCUCCGUCCAAACUGCUCAAGUUCCUGAAGAUUCCGUCGAUCGGGGAGAAGCCGCCGCCCGCCGCCGUGCGUCUGAGUCCGCAGCUCACCCGCAACUCCAGGAUCCCCUGCCGCACCAACAACUACGAGGUGUACCACUCCCCUGUGCCCACCCGCCGAGCCACCACCACCGAGAGGUGCCGGCAGCCCCCCCCGCCUCCGUCCCGGUCGGAGUCCUACCCCGCCACUCACUCGGCGCCGACCUCCCCCCCGCAGCCUGAGGACGUCUGCUCCUCGCCCGCGAAGGAGACGAGCUACAGCAGCCUCUCUGCACCUAAAGCCAGCGCCGACUCGAAGACGAGCGCGCCUUCCUCCAGCUCGUCUUCCUCACCGAGGGUCUCCCACAGGGUCCCGCAUUAUGAAAAUGUCUGUGACAUGUCCACCAGCUCCAGGGAGGAGGAGCCAACCCAGGGCCUGGAGAAAAGAACCACCCUUCCAUCUCAAGCGAGGGCGAACGGCGGCGAGAGGAAGCUGGUGAAGUCGCUGCCAGAGAGCGCCAUGAACCCCCCCCCCCAGCGGAAGCAGUCCUCCUCCUCCACCUCCUCCUCCACGUCGGAGGAGGAGGAGGACUCGGACAGCCCGGUGUGGGUGAACCACCACAGCCUACCCAACGCAUCCGCCCUCGGGAAAACUCCGGGCAGAGCCAGCUACUCCCGAGCCAGAGAGAAGCUGCAGCCUGUGAUAAGGGAGGUCCCUGUGUCGAGCUCCGAGGUCGUUAAGCCGCCGCCCCCUCCGCCUCCGGCCAGGAGGAGCGACCCCUCCUCCAUCCCCAAGAGGCCGGCGCCCGGGGCGGUGAGAUCCCAGGCCGACUCCAGUCACCAUGCCUUCAAAGACCGGCUGGCUGCCCUGGGGAAGCUGAGGAGCUCCGAGGAUCUGCAGGUCGGCCUCCACCCGGUCGACCCGGCGGGCGACGCCUCCUUCGGCGACGAGCGGACGAAGCCGCUGGAGCAACUGAAGGAGGAGCAGAGACACUCGAGGUUCACCGACUCUCUGGACAGUAAAGCUAAAGCUGGAGGCGCCGGGCUGAAGUAUCCGGGCUCGUCUCAGCCUCCUGCUCCAGCUGCGGUCAAACAGGAAGUGGGUGUGUCCAAGGCCGAAGUCCCGAAGAGCAGAAUCGCUCUCCCCUCCCCCAACGCCGACGCGCCGCAGGUUCUACGCAACAACAUCAAGUGUCCCGGCUCCUUGAAUCUGGGCUAUAACCUCAAACCGGGUCCUCACAGUAACAGCAGCCCCAACAAGAUCCCCCCCAAGUCGCCGUCCAAACCGUGUCCGGCGCCGUCCGUCCACAGGGGGGGGAAGCCCCCCGAGACCCCACGCUACUCGUCCAAGUCAGAAGAGAGGACCAAGAUCAGCGGGAAAGGGAAAAAGAAUCCGAUGUUCGGGGACAGCCUCCCGCCGCCUCCUCCGAGACCGCCCACCUCCGAGGGGGAGAAGCCCUCGCCGCCGGCGCCCUGCCCGCAGUCCGCCAUCGAGCAGAAGGUGAUGAAGGGCAUCGAGGAGAACCUGCUGAAGCUGCAGGAGCAGGACCGAGGAGGGCCGAGCGUGGAGGUCAAGCAGAAAGCCUCCAACGGCAUCGCCAGCUGGUUCGGCCUGAAGAAGAGCAAACUGCCGGCGCUGAGCCGCAAGGCCGACGCCCCCAAGGCCAAGGACGAGAAGAGGGAGUGGAAGAUCAACAUCCCGUCGGUGGGCAGGGACUCGGUGAAGAUCGCCAGCCGGUGCAAAGAAGGCGUGGAGGGUCUGAACAUCUCCACCCUGAUGGAGAAGGCGGAGGGUCUGCGCCGGGCGCUGGAGGAGGAGCGGGCGUACGUGGAGCGCUCGGGCCGCGGUCACUCCUGCGAGGUGGUGAUGGACCCGGCCCAGGGACAGCUCGCCGUCAUGUACCGGGGGGGGCGCUCCGACAACUUCAUGCAGCAGCUGCUGAACAGAGUGGACGGGCCGGAGGUGAUCAGCGUGCCACAGCGCCGGCUCUCCUUCGACUGCAAGAGCUCCAAGCCGCUGUUCGCUCAGCAGAGUGACAUCAUCAGCCGAGACGACAUGGAGAAGGCAUCAGAGAGAAUCGGCAAAAUCACGUCAGACGACAACCUGGCAGAUCACUCUCAACACUUCGCAGGUUCUGGUGCUUCCACGUACACGCUGGACAGCGGCAUCGGCACGUUCCCUCUGCCCGACUGCAGCAGCGGUGCAGCAGGACGCAGCCUGUCCAAGACCAGGGCGGGGGGGGAGCACCACUCCUCGGGCUCCCCGGGGCGGGUCGGGCGCCGGGCUCGCACCCUGGAGCGGGAGCUGCCGUCGCAGGACGAGUGCUACACGCCGCACAAACAGCUGAUUCCCACCAUCCAGUACGGCGCCGUGCUGGAGGGGAGGAGCUCGGCCGGCGUCCUCCGGGAAGACAAAGAUGCUCACCCAGCGAACAUGUUUUCUCCUCGCUCCAAAACCUGGACCUUCCCGAACCUGAAGACAGCGGCAGGACCUGCGGACGUGUACCUGGCCGUGGAGGAGGAGGAGGAGGAGGAGGUGGCCUUCACAUCACAGUUCAGAGCGAGCGUGAAGGCCGGUGGUCCGUCCCCCAGCCGGGCGGCGGACCCCUGCAGCCUCCCGGUCCCGGCCCAGUCCGGGAUGAGCCGCCGGGGGAAGACUCGGACCCCAAGCGUCCCCGAGAUGAGCCGGGACGGCGGGCUGGAGCUGCUCAGGGAGAGGCCGGAGGAAGCCCUCUCCCCGAGCCGCCCUCCGGUCCCGGAGACGCCCGAGUCUCUGAGCGACUCUCUGUACGACAGCCUGUCGUCCUGCGGGAGCCAAGGAUGAUCCCCGGGAGACGCCGGGGGGGGGAGACAGAUCCUCUGAAGACGACAAGACCCAGCGCCGCUCUGACACGUCUCCUGGUCGCCGGCGGCGCUGUGAUGCUGCUGACCCGCCGCCGCCUUCGAGGAAAAGAACCGCGCCCUGUUGAUGUCCGCAAAGAAUAAUCAGGUGACGUCUCAUCCGCCGCUGCAGCUGGAACGAUGGAUGGAUAGACUUCUCCUCAGGAUUUCCAAAAAACGUGAAGCCAAAAGUCGCCCAAGUAUAAUCGAUUGUUCACUUCUUCACAGUCAGACCCGGCUGGACGCUUCUCUUUAACUCAUGUACAGGACUACAAGUCGCAUGGCCACGCUCAUGAUUAGCACAACACGCCGUCGCUCCCGGCAACCGUUUGUCAACCUUUCAGACUUUUGUUCGAGGAAGCGGUGAAGCGCCGAUCAGCUCAACAGCCGAGGAACUGUACGAACACUCGGUUCAUCACAUCAACGGAGAAAAUAACUAAAAGCACGGAGCUCUGGAAAAAAAAAAAUGAAUGUUCAUGUCUGUGAUUCUUAAAUCGCUCAACUCAUGCAUCACGAUUUUAAAUGUACAAACGAUUUUAUUGAUCAUGUUGAUAUUGUUUUUGUGGCCGAGGACGGUCGUCAGAAUGUGUCUGUUUGAGAUCAUGCUACAUUUAAAAAGGUAAUAUAUACCAGCAAUAAUUACAUAGAAAAGAGAAAUGGCUACACUAUUCGAUGAAUAUGUAUUUCUAUUAUUUAUUUAUUUUAAAUGUUCAUCAUCUGCAGUCGUCUUUUUAUUUUGUAACCUCUCUCUCUCUCUCUGUGAAACUUGCCGUGUCCUCGCUUCUUAGAUUUAUGUUCAUAUCCUGUAUCCCAACAUCUCUGUUGCUGUUCGUUCCGUAGCCACUAGAGGUCGCCUGUACCUACUGCCGUUUUUCAACUUUCUAAUUAAAAUGUUUUGAUUUA
Molecule: messenger RNA, 5295 nt
Organism: Limanda limanda (common dab)
Lineage: Eukaryota; Metazoa; Chordata; Actinopteri; Pleuronectiformes; Pleuronectidae
Gene: nckap5l
Product: NCK-associated protein 5-like
Exons: 13
Coding region: 164-4336 (1390 amino acids)
Biological process (GO): microtubule depolymerization; microtubule bundle formation
Cellular component (GO): microtubule plus-end
Source: RefSeq, a predicted model, not a curated record